Messenger RNA from Hemiscyllium ocellatum (epaulette shark), 6510 nucleotides. Its product is annotated as polyadenylate-binding protein-interacting protein 2-like. The transcript is spliced from 5 exons. Bases 141 to 527 code for a protein of 128 amino acids. The record is from RefSeq and is a predicted model, not a curated record. Gene Ontology annotation, biological process: negative regulation of translational initiation. NCBI's taxonomy places the organism in Eukaryota, Metazoa, Chordata, Chondrichthyes, Orectolobiformes, Hemiscylliidae. Gene Ontology annotation, molecular function: mRNA regulatory element binding translation repressor activity. Gene Ontology annotation, cellular component: cytoplasm.
GCGCGUGCACGUUCGCUUGCCUGCUGCUGAGAGAGAGAGAGAGAGACACACACAUAAGAGAAAGGGUUUUUAAACGUGGCUGACGAGAGUGACUAUCCUGGAACAACUUUCUCUUCUGAUCAUUUCAACAACUGAGGAAAAUGACAGAUUCUCUGGACAUGAAGGCACCUAAUAUGACAAACACACCAGGCUCUGGGGCGCAGGAGAUUAUAGUAUCCAACGGACACACUGAAAGUGAGCCCAAUCCUUUUGCUGAAUACAUGUGGAUGGAGCAUGAAGAAGAAUAUAAUAGACAGGUAGAAGAAGAAUUAUGGGAGGAAGAAUUCUUGGAGCGUUGUUUUCAGGAAAUGCUGGAUGAGGAGGACCAGGAAUGGUUUAUUCCCGAACGGGAUUUGCCAGCUAUCAACCAGAUGCAACAACAAAUGAAUGGAUUAUCCAUAAAUGACAGCAGCAAGACAGAGGAACUCGUGAGUAAAAGUACUCUGAAUCCUGAUGCCAAGGAAUUUGUUCCUGGAGUGAAGUACUGAAAUUCUGAAAGUCUUGCAAGCUGCCCUCUGCUGGAGGAAGCAACAAAAAAAAUACAAUUUCUGAACACUGUGAAGCAAGUCACUUUUUAGGAGGGCCUAUUUGUUAUUGAUGCUAUUGGAUUACCCACCUUCUUCCCCUUCUCAACCGAAGACCUGUUUUAGAUUUACUGGGUUUAUUUUGGCUUGUUUCAGCUUUGUUACAAAAACAGCUUGGCCCUUUCACACUUUCCAUUACGUGCAAGGCCAAGUUGGCAUGCUCUUGUUGGUGUACGGUGUUCCAUCUGCCACAUAUCACAUUGGGUCUGUUACUUAAAAUGACUGGUUUCAUAGCUUUGUUGGGGAAAGAGGUGAAUUGAAUGCAAUGCCAACUUAAAACUUGCUCAGUUUAGGGUACUCUGAUUCUCCUGGAAGAAAUGUUUAAAGUGAGACGUUUUUUAAAACAAUAUUUAAAAUUGGCUUAAGCGAAAUAUCAAAAGCACUUUGCCAAAUGAAGUUGAUUCUAAAAGAAUUGAAAACCACCAACUGCUGGAACCUCACAGGCACACGCACGGAGUCACACACAGUCACAACCUUUGUUUUUUUUUAACUGCCUGAUUAUUAUCUCCCCUCUUUUCCCUGCUAUGAGAGCCUUACAAAGAGGGAUGUAGAAUAGCUAUACAGAAUACAGUAUUACCACUGCCAUUACAUGUUGUCAGUUUUAUGGUCUAAGCAUUUUUCCUUCUAAAGUAACAUUGCAUCUAGCAGUAAAAAGAAGCUAAAUAUGUUACAAUGCACAUUGUAAGAUCUUAAAAAUACAGUAUAUAUAUCUUCUUGGGGUUUUGUUUGAAGUGCAGCCCAAACGGGCUAAAAAAAUUCAAAAGGGGUGCUGUUUGUCUAGUUUGUGUGGGGAAAUACUCCACUGACUGAAAAUUAGGUUGCGCUUUUCAUGGCGGUAGGUGUUGGGGGGCCAUGACAGAAAUUUGCCCAAGGUACAGAGUCUGCAAAUGCUUGGCAGAGAUUUUUAUGUAGCAAAUACCUGACAUAAAGAGCCAGUCUUGAGUUAUCACACAAUCAUCCAUGCUUGCAUUUGCCUCAACAGUGAAAAUGGCAUCACUGCUGCAGCCUUUCUUGCACUUUCAUUCUAGGAAGAAGAUGCUUUGUUCAUGGUUCAAAUUUUAUUUUUCUUUUCUUGUCUAGGGGACAAAUUAAUGCAAAAAAUGCUAGCGUGUAACUUCUUAAAAUAAGCUUCUCUAAAGUUUCGGUCAGUGAAAAGUUUGCAAGUUUAACAUUUGAAUGUGAUUUUUUAAAAAAAUCAUGAAUAAAUUCGUUGAGGGGUGGGGAUGUACUGGCACAGGACCUGAUGGUAUGAGAGUGGUUUGGCAAACUAAGUCAUAUGUAAAGCUAAUAGUUUUUCAUUUAGCACAGCAUUUCAGUGGGAGGAAAUUGAAUCGUCUAAAGUUCUGAAGCUCACUUUAUUCAUUAAAUGCACUUGAUGUUCUCUCAGUUGAUCAGAAAACACAGAAAUAACACUUUCCAAUUUAGGAAAAGAAACAUAGAUCUGAUACCUACUUUCCUUCUGAAAGUUAUUAGUUAAUCCAAUUCAGCAUCUUUUGUGGGAAUGGGUGGGGGACAACCUUAGUCUUGAAUGUGAUGCUUUGGUCACUGAUUUAUGAAUUUUGGUGCUGGGAAAAUUCCUUCCAGUGGGUGUGAUUAGGUACUGAGAUGUUGCAAUUUUCUGUGAAUUUAAUGAUUUUGAGCUCAUCAGACUUACACUUUUCCAAACCAUCUUCACUUAAAAUCAUCCAGGUCUUUAACAGGUGGGGUUUUCGGGCCCGUUAGUACUUGUAUGGUUUUAAAUAUUGAAGUCGCUGUACUCCUUGCUGGGCCUUGUAUCAGCUCAUAAUAACAAAACUGUGUUUUACUGAUAAUUUGUUUUAGUUUACCCUGUAGAAGACCUUCAAAAUAUUUUCAUUGCCCCAAUUUCCUGUUCCACCUAGCUAAUCCCACAAACUUUGUUGUUUUAACUUUUUUAGUGUUAUGUAGUUAUGAGAGCAUCUUGAGGACCUAGAAUGAAAUGACUACUGAGAUGCUUCAGCAGUUUUCAUAAUAAUUGAAUACUUACUAAUAGUUUCCUAUUUUCUCCUCACUUCUACCCACUGUUCUAGUUCUGAACAAGGUAAUGCCUUUACUACCAAUUCUGCUACAAAGGUAGUAGAAAUUCCAUUCUAGUUUCUUAAUUGUUUUUACAUGCAAUGAUGCAGUAUAUUUGGUUGUGGCCUAAAGCAUUGUUUGUGCCUCCUUCACUGCCCAAGUAAAGAACAACUCAUACUGUUGCUAAUAAAUCAUAAGUAUAAUUUUUUGCAUAACUUGUAUCAUACCACAGAACACUAUUAUAAAUUAACUUUCCUAUUUUACAGACUGGAUGCAUGAUGUUUUAUUCUGACACUUGACUCUUGACCCUUAAAUUUGAAAGGAGUUUGAGAUAUUUCAAUCUGUUUCAAGGUGACCUGUUUUAACUUUUCCCCCUGGUGACCUAUCACACGGCAGUAGUGGCUGUUUUUUUUGAUGAAAAUACAUUAAUGUAUGUCGAAACUAUUUUCACCGUACUGUCAGUAUUACCUGCUUCUGAGUCAGUUAUAAUGUGAGCCAGGUGGCCUCCUCAAUUGCAUCAUGCCUUCACUAGAACAGUACUCACAUCUGCUUUACUCCAAUCUGACAUUCCUUUUCUCCAAACAUAUUAUGGUCUCUGGGUUGUGUGUCAGAUGCUGCUGAAUUGAGGUCACUUUUGUGUUGCAUAGGUGCCCACAAAAAGCAUUACUUUUGUCUGGAGCAGAAUUGUUGAUGCUAUCAGUCUGAAGGAUUGGAAGCUAGAUUCUGGAGCUAAACAAUGAGUUUGAUGUCCUGAUAGCCUAGUGACUAAAAGCAGCAUCCCAUGUGUGAAAUGAUGCAGACCAGAUGACUCUAGAUGCAAUUUUUGAUGUGUACUAAGAAAGUUGAUCAAAUCAGACAGUAACAAUGAAUUAUUUGCUAUUAGAACUGUACUCCUAGACUAAGAUCCAGCUCCUUAUUAGAACCUGUCAGAAAAAUGUACAUAAGUGAAUGUUUCGCUGAAACAAGAUUUGACCAAGUCAAAACGCUGACCUCCAGAGUUGAAUUGUCUGCUUCUGAACCACCCUUUUGAUGAAUAGUCACUUUUAAGGUAUUGGGGCUGCCAGUGCUGACCGACUGUUUUUCAGCAUAAGUCAGUGUCUUUCAGAUUAUCAAAAUUUGAAUGGGCUAGUUGGUGAUGUUUAGGGGGAGGAUGUUCUGUUGUGACAACUUAUCUCUUUGUUGGAAAACUUGCUAAUGUUUUCCAAAACUGAUCUCAAAUUGACAGUUCUGUUUUAUUUUUCUGAUGCAGUUACUUUUGUCACUGUCAGUUAUUUUACUGUGCCUGCCUGUCCAAAUGGAGUAAAAUGCUGAUAGUUGUCCUCUUCUAAUUAUUCUAUAAUAUUGCCAUAAUCAUGAACUUUCAGGGAAAAUACUUCAUCAAAAUGCAAUUCUAGUAUUCAAAAAAAAAGUUUAUUCCUUUUGAAGAAACAGGGUGUUGCAUUCGAGGUAAGUGUAUGUAGCCUUUAAAAUUAAUGUGUGGCAACUAUUCUGCCCCUCUCCACCUAACUCUCCUAUCUUGAAUUAUAAAGAAGAGAAUAUAAACCAUGGCCAAUUGAGAAUGGUUCCCAACUUGUAUUUCUUCAGUGCAAUAAUAACAGGGAUAUGAAGCAAAGUGCAGAAGAGCACUGAUAACUUUUCUGAAUAGCAGCAAGAUUUAAUUUGGCCAUAUGUGAAUUCCAAGGAAAUCUUUGGCAAUUAAAUGUAUUUUAUAUAUCAAAAUACCCAUAGUCGUUCAAAGCAUCAAAAAUGUGACCAGGCAAUUUAACUUCUGGUUUACUUCUAGUUGAUUGUUUGCUGUUAGGGAGUAACACUUUCAUUCUCUUUCUCGGUCUGUCUGUCUCUCUCUCUCCCCCACUCUCUCCCACCCGCUCCCACACUCUCUCCCACCCUCUCCCACUCUCUCUUCCCCCCCCCCCCCCCCCCACCCCCAUCUCCACUCACCCUGUUGCUUCACCUCGCAAAAGCUGCAAGCAUAACAUCUGUGUAGUAAUGAAAAUCUGCUUCAGAAGAUCUAGUUUGUACAUCUCAAGUAAGACAUUGCCUCACCAUUCAGUUUCACAUUUCACUGUUGCAAAAUGCAACCAGAUUCUUCUUAGGAUGUGGAGAUUGUGUGUUCUUGAUUUCAUUAGCUUUGGUACACUUCCUAUUUAUGCCCAUAUUUUGAAACCAAAAACAAGUGAACAAUCAAGGGAUGUCAUGUCCCAUCACGCACAUAGUCUUUAACCUUCUCAAGGAAAAGGCUGGGUUUAGGCAGUGAUUUUCAUUUUUCAUCUGCACAAUUCAAAAUUUGUUUUCAGAUUGCAAAUAGGAUGCAAAUAAAUAUCUUGGCUGUAAUUAGUCUUGUUUCAGUUUAAUGGUAAACGACAUUGUUAAUUUUUUUUAUUCCUGUUUAGUACUAUGGUUCAUAUACACCACUGCUGACUGUUUUGCUGCUUGCAUGUACAAGGAGAAGCUGGAUCUUUACAAUAGGUGUAUGUAUGAGGUAUGUUUAGUGGUGUAAGGAUUUAUAUUCUCAUGUUGUUAUAAGAAUCUUGCAAGGAAAAUAAUUUGGGACUAAAACGAUUUGUUCUAUGUUGCCGUUAUUCUGGCUACUCCAUGCAUUCAAGAUACCUUUUCUGAGUUAAUUCAGCAUGUUCCAUCAAGCUUGGUCUGUAUAUGGGACAAACAAAGAGUAAACUAAAACAUAAGACUGUUUGGGACAGUGUUGAAGUUGAGAUGUUGAAGACUCAGCUGCUUAUUUCCAUACUUGCCACGUGAAUGGAGUAAUUGGCACUGGUGUUGUAAUCCUGGUCCCUUUCCCAUUUAUGUUGCUUCCCACCUAAAUUUAAUUUUAAAUUUGCAUUUCACUUGGUACAAUAAGCAUUUGAGAUAGUGAAGGAAGUUAGGGAAUGUGGGGAGCAGUUUCCUGUUUUGUUAAUUGCUGGAGGACCACCUUUGGUAAAGCUCCAUCUUUGCAUCUGGAAAAUAAUUAGUGUUUUUGACAUAACCGUGAUAUUUGUAACAAAUGUUUUGAUGUCGAGGCCAUGUAAAGCACUAUAAAAUUAUAUUUUUUCUAUCUUUGUCUUUUUCUUUUUAAUCUUUUUUUUCUCUUUCUGAAAAUCAAUCAUAAUAAUUCAAGGUAACUGAAAGAAUAUAAAUCUAUAAAACCAGGAUAUAUAUGUUUUAACAUGGAAAAGCUUUUUGACCAUCGAAAUAUAUUGAUUCAUUUUGUUACUUUUGGAAAGGUGUAGUAUUAAGCCUCUGCAUUUGGGACAGGGUGAAAUCCCAUUAUUUAACUUCAAGCUCGAUUUUGCUUGCUGUGAGGAUAUCAACCUUCAAAAGAUAAUUUGGCUCCUAAGCAUUUUGCGAUGAUGCAUUUUGUAGAUUGGAACCCUCGGAUUCCUUUUGGCUGAGACACAAGGACAAUAAAAUGAAAACCUAAUUCUUCAGUCCAUUCUAGACAUCAAUGAUGCCACUCUGAAACUGACAUCUGAAAGGUCAACUGGGGGAAACCUUGAUUCUUAGUUCCUUUGCCUUUUCUGGAAAUUAUUCAGCAUCCUUUCUGGCAUGAAUUUCCCUUUUUGCCUGCCCCCUCAUUCUCUAAAUUAUUCUAUUCAGGAUCUUAAAUAGUUGUGUAUUCUUGGCAGUGGAUCAUUGUCCCGUUAAAUUCACUUACACAGUAUCUUUGCCAUUUUACUACCUGGUAGUUAAUGGUUUGUUUCACUCCCAGGGUAAAAUAUUUUUAAACCACAGUGGCCAGCAUAUUUCUGUAUUAAUACCAUCUCUGUAUUAAAAAUUGAAUUCUCAGCAUUUUGUCAAGACAGGGGCAUUAUCUGAUUGUGUUUGCAGAUGUCUCACCUUGGUUUAUUGUUAA